CAGAUCUGAUUCGCUCCGGGUGAUCAGACUCCUAACAGACAUCAUCUAUCGCUCACGCGUCAUCGAUGCCAGGCUGCUCACUCGAGCCGUGACGUCAUCGAGCUAGUGAAGAUGGCGGAUCCGAAUGCAAAACAAAACGGACAGAAAAGUGUGAAGAUCGCGGCCGGAGCAGUCGUGUGUGUGGAGAGCGACAUCCGAGGAGACGUGACCAUCGGAGCUCGGACCGUGGUUCACCCGAAGGCUCGGAUCGUGGCGGAGGCUGGACCCAUCGUGAUCGGAGAAGGAAACCUGAUCGAGGAGCAGGCCCUGAUCACCAACAGUUUUCCUGAAAACAUCCUUCCGGACGCUGAAGACUUUGAGCCCAAGACCAUGAGCAUCGGCAUCAAUAACGUCUUUGAAGUCGGCUGUGUGUCUCAGGCCUUGAAAAUCGGUGACAACAACGUCAUAGAGUCUAAAGCGGAGGUGGGUCGGAGUGUGAUUCUCAGCAGCGGGUGUAUCGUGGGAGCGUGUUGUUCAGUGAACACCUGUGAAGUUAUUCCAGAAAACACAGUGAUCUACGGCUCUGAGUGUCUGAGACGUGUGCAGACUGAGAGACCGCAGCCUCAAACGCUGCAGCUCGACUUCCUGAUGAAGAUCCUGCCCAAUUAUCAUCAUCUGAAGAAGACGGUGAAAGGCAGCUCCACUCCGGCCAGAAGCUGAGGGUCUUUUCUUUGGUUGUUGUUUGUGUAUUAAGAGUGUUGUAAAUUAUUGAGGACACAUUAAAUGCUCCUUCAAGUGUCUGGA
Molecule: messenger RNA, 783 nt
Organism: Puntigrus tetrazona (Sumatra barb)
Lineage: Eukaryota; Metazoa; Chordata; Actinopteri; Cypriniformes; Cyprinidae
Gene: dctn6
Product: dynactin subunit 6
Exons: 7
Coding region: 112-699 (195 amino acids)
Biological process (GO): mitotic spindle organization
Cellular component (GO): dynactin complex
Molecular function (GO): dynein complex binding
Source: RefSeq, a predicted model, not a curated record